AUGGCCAGGGAAAGCAGAGCAUCUCGCGAGGCGGGGCCGAAAGAGAACUGCGUCCCAGAGGAAGGAGAGGGUUUACUAGAACAUUCAGAAAGAGAGGGCUCGCCCGAUAACGAUAUCAUCGUUCAUGAGGCACAAGGUACGGGCAAGGUCGGCGCUGGAAGACCUCGUGUGAAGCCACCACCAAGGAGGCAAUCGUCUCUCGCGCAGCGGAGACCAGAUGGCACUCCUCGAACGCCCCAUCGAGUGCGGUUCGAAGUCGCAGAACCUGAUACGAUCCGAGAAGCGAACGGAGAUGUGCCUCACUCUAGCCACGAUGCAUGGCUGGAUGAAGAGGACUACAUGGAGAAUGGGAGUGACAGGCGGAGCAGCACCGGGCAGCGAGCACCACUGCUGACCGACAUCGAGGCCCCAAGUGUUACGCUGGCGAACGAGAUGGACUUCAAUCCUGAGGAUCACCUGGAAACCGCUCGGCCUAAAAGUGGCACCAAAAGCGCAUUCAUGAACAUGGCCAACAGUAUCAUAGGCGCCGGAAUAAUCGGGCAGCCGUACGCCUUCAAGCAAGCAGGCCUAUUCACCGGGAUAUUCCUCCUUAUCACUCUUACCGUUACCGUGGACUGGACGAUCCGCCUCAUCGUGACGAACUCGAAGCUGAGUGGCGCCAAUUCCUUCCAGGCUACGAUGGAGAAGUGCUUUGGCAGGAGUGGCCUGAUUGCGAUCAGUGUUGCACAGUGGGCUUUUGCAUUCGGCGGCAUGGUGGCGUUCUGCAUUAUCAUCGGAGACACCAUACCAAGGGUCAUGGCGUCUAUCUUUCCUUCUUUGCCGGAGACUCCGGUUCUUUGGCUCCUUGCCGAUAGAAAGGCGAUCAUUGUACUUGUGGUUCUGGGCUUCUCGUAUCCUUUGUCGUUGUACAGAGACAUUGCUAUGCUGUCCAAAGCAUCCACGCUUGCGCUUAUCAGCAUGAUGGUCAUUAUCUUCACAGUCGUCACUCAAGGUCCGAUGCAGUCCCACGACAUUCGUGGCCAGCUCAAAGGCAGCCUGCUCAUCAACAGCGGAGUCUUUCAGGCUAUUGGUGUCAUCUCCUUCGCCUUCGUCUGCCAUCACAAUUCGCUUCUCAUUUAUGGCUCUCUGAAGACUCCGACCAUGGACCGCUUUGCACGGGUGACGCAUUACUCGACCGGCAUCAGCAUGGUCGCAUGUCUUGCUAUGGCCCUCGCCGGCUACCUUUCUUUUGGCGAUUUGACACAAGGCAACGUGUUGAACAACUUUCCUACUAAUAAUGUAAUGGUUAAUAUUGCGCGACUAUGCUUUGGCCUCAACAUGCUCACGACCCUACCGCUGGAAUGCUUCGUAUGCCGUGAAGUCAUGACCGAGUACUACUUCCCUGGAGAGCCCUUCCACCCGAAUCUGCACCUCAUCUUCACCACUUCCCUAGUGGUCAGCGCCAUGACAGUCUCGCUCAUCACCUGCGACCUCGGCGUCGUCUUCGAGCUCGUGGGCGCAACAUCCGCCUGUGCGCUUGCGUACAUAUUACCUCCGCUGUGCUUCGUCAACCUUACGAAGAGAAGAACAUGGGAGACCUAUGCUGCCUACGCUUGCAUAGCAUUCGGGUGCAUCGUCAUGGGCAUUAGCCUAACCUUGUCGGUCGCAAAGAUGGUCAGAGGAGAAGGUGAAGCUGUGGCUUGUCGAUAG
Messenger RNA from Saxophila tyrrhenica, 1689 nucleotides. RefSeq lists its product as uncharacterized. The transcript has 4 exons. Gene Ontology annotation, biological process: amino acid transmembrane transport. The coding region runs from base 1 to 1689 and encodes 562 amino acids. Gene Ontology annotation, cellular component: endoplasmic reticulum. NCBI's taxonomy places the organism in Eukaryota, Fungi, Ascomycota, Dothideomycetes, Mycosphaerellales, Extremaceae. The record is from RefSeq and is a predicted model, not a curated record. Gene Ontology annotation, molecular function: L-amino acid transmembrane transporter activity.